CGAGUCCGACAUGGCUCUUCCGGCGCGACUCGAGCCUCACAUAUCACGCCCCCGCCCUGAGGGGAGAACCCGGAAGCACACGCCCCCGCCCCUUUCCGCCGGAAGUACUCAAUCGAAGAGAACAAGCCUCGCUAGACUGCCACCUGAUCAUAGAAACUCGAACAUUCACGCCCGGAUUCGCGCGAUAAAUCGGUCAAAAUUCCCGGGGGAAGAGGCGCUGCAAAGGCACUCUCUAGAGAAAGCCGGGAUAGUUGAGGUCCAGCGCCCCUGGAAAAAGCCCGGAUGGGGAAAGCUACGAGAGUCUCGCAGCCCUUUGCGGGUUAACGACUGUAUUGCAGAUAGCUUUCCAGACGUCGGUGAACUACAGCUCCCAGCGUCCCUUGCCAUCAGCGGGAAUUGGCCUCUGGGAGGGGUAGUUUUCCAUCGGCCCAACACAGGAAGGAGUGUAACCAUAGAACUAUGAGGUCUAGAGCGGUCACAGCUAAACUCGAUGGAGAACGGGCGAGAGCGGCCUUACCGGAAGCAGGCCUGGCACCGCUCUGGGCCCGCUAAUCUGUGGCGCCGGCGGCGGGAUGCCGCGGUUGAGGCGGCGGGAUGGCGGAAGGUGGCGGCGCGUCGCCGCCCGAACUCGGGCGCCCUCUUGCAGCAGAUCCUGGGCCUCCGCUUGACCCCACGCGUGGGCAACGCCACCGGCACCACCUGCCCCGCCGCGCUCUGCCACUUCUCAGAGAUGUGGUAUGGCGUCUUCCUGUGGGCCCUGGUGUCGUCUCUCACCUUCCACAUCCCUGCAGGACUGCUGGCUCUUUUCACCCUCCGGAGGCACAGAUAUGGCAGGUUCAUGCCAGUGAGCAUCUUCCUGAUGGGGCUAGUCGGGCCGUUAGCUGCCGGGACCUUAACAAGUGCUGCAAUUGCUGGGGUCUACCGAGCUGCUGGGAAGGAGAUGAUCCCCUUUGAGGCCCUGACUUUGGGAGUGGGACAAACCUUCUGUGUGGUGAUGAUUUCCUUCUUACGGAUUUUGGCUACUCUGUAGCCCCUCCUUGGUCCUGGAAGGCCACCGGAGGAGCAUCACCUGGGAAUCAUGGACUAGGAGAUUCAAAAGGGCAAGAAUCGCCACGAAGAAGUUCUGUGCAAGACCCCCCGAGAGAAAGAAAGCGUCACAACAGCUUCACUCAACUGUGGCUUCAGUUCUUUCACAAAGACUUGUUCGGAAGAAACCUUGCCCUGGAUUGAGGCAAUUGGUCUCCCUGAAGCACCCCUCUCAUCUAAGGCCAGACAGCCAAAAAUAGUCAAGGAGCUGUGGGUCCCUCUGUGCGUCAUCAUCCCAGCGCAAACUUGGCUGCUUUCAAGCUGCACGUUGUCUGCAUUCUGAUGCAGCUGGAGGGAUUCUCCUCGGGCUAAGAAUAAGAAGGGGGUGACUGGCAGAAAAGCAGAGACCACGCACUGUGGAAACGUUCACACUCGCUGCUGUUGGUGAACGAGCGUUCAGGCUCUGGGGCUGAAACGGAAACCAAUUCUGUGUUUAUAAUUUGUGACAUUUUUGUACCUGAAGUGCCAACCUGAGCGUCUCUGUUACUUUUUAAGUACGCUUAUCUGGUUUUAGGUUGGGGGAAUGAUGCGGGUUUGACUCCAGGGAAGCAGUGGGUUGGGGAGACGGUUCUGUGUUACUUGAAGCCACCCUGCCGUGGUUCCGCUGAGGCAACUUUGCUCCUGAAUGGGGUUCCUGCCGGAGAGCUUCACCAGGAUGGUCUUGAAGCCUUUCCUAGGGAAGAAUGGGCACAGGAGGCAGCCUCGACCCGCCCCUCCGAUGGGAAGCAUUCUGCCUCCCUGUUAGUGCUGAGACAAAGAAGGAAAAUUCUCUAUUGCUACCUCAAGGGCGCAGGAUGGGUUUGAAACGUAAUUCUGCUGGCAGGUGGUCACCACAGGGGACAGAGGAGCGGAGGCGAGUCCAGGAAAUGCAUUUCUGAAAUCUGGGGUGCUGUCUUUUAAUUUAUGUCCUGUAGAUGCGUUUUGAAAUGUACAUGAAGAGUGUCAUCAUUAUUGCUGGGUGUGUUUGAAAAAAGGAAGAAACGGACUGCAGUUUUGGGUGCGCUUGUACAGGAGCCCUCUGCUUCCUGCAGGCAAAGGCUCAGACUGCACGGGGAAGCCAACAAGUGCCUGGGCCACGUUGCCCUUCCUCCUGGGAUCAGUCUUGCAACCCAUCAGUGCCCUUUCCCAGGGGCAGCCAUGUGCUGCUGCCAGAGAUCCCGGGAGCUCACCAGUCUGCCUUGUGGAGGCAGAUCCCAACGCAUUUCCCCUGAGGGCAUGACAGGAUUCAUUUGCCGGGAGGAAGGGAGGGCAUUUGGGGUAGAGCUGUUUGGUCUCAGAAUACGGAUGGGAUGUGCUUGUUUAGACCCCCUCAUUUGUCAGAAAUAUGAACCCGCCCUCUCUAUCCAGGAACGUUCAUGGCUCCCUACCCCCCACCCCCACCCCAAUUCUUGUGAAGCUUCCUGGAUGUUUUUAAAAAUGAUUAUUUGGGUGGGUUCUGAAACCCAUUUUCCUCUGGGCUUGACUGACCCAUUUUUAAAGAAUAAAUCCUCUGUAUCACAGGUGGGUCACCUGCAGGCCCCCCCCCUCCUUUUUGUCACUGCGAAGCAUUCUUCCAGCUGCAGUUGUCAAAAGUGAGGGGUGCGUGCUUUUUACCACUUUACGACACGACACAUGCCAAAAAUGUAGUGUGCAUCUUAAAAUGGGCUUAACACAGUUGAAAAACACCCCCCCCCGGAACCUUGCCUCUGCUCACAGGUGAUAGGGCUCUUCCUGUUCUGCCGUAUUCCCACUCACUGUGCCCUCCCCCCUCUUUUAAGUGCAUCUUACAGCUCACAAAAGGUUGCCCAUCAAUAUGUUUUAAAUGGUGUGAUUGCUCUCGUUUUUAAUGUAUUAAUCAUGAUUAACUGGCCAGAUUCUCAAAGCACAUCAUGAUCAUUCAAACCCUUGAACUGUAGCUUUCUUAUGCCUAUGAGCUGGUUGACUCUGGUAGCUCUAAUUUGAUUGUUACCUCCCUUGCACUGGCAAAUGUGACUCAAAUCAUUGUUCUCUUAUUUUAAACUUUCACUUUAGUUUUGCCCCGCCUUUCUAAUUUCCUUCUUGAGACAGAAGCUUGAGGAGGUAAAAAUGUCCUUUCUUCUUCCUCUGUCUCCUGAACUCCUUCGAUUGUUUGCACUCAGCAGUUGGAAUGCCGGCUUUAGUGAGCAUGAAGGACAUGGCCUUUUGGCUAAGGAUAAACCAAGUCAGGAAGAAUGAGAUCUGCAAUCUCAUUAUUACGCAGCAGCAGGGAGCUUGGUGAAACUUGAAAAGGCAAGAGUGAAACCCCACUCUUCCUAAUCCAAAUGUAGUAGCAGGACUGGAUGUUCUGUUACUGCUUUACCAGACACUGUCCCUUGCGACAUAAACACCUUGAAUUACAAUGGAAGCUGAAGGAGGGUCACGCCAAAUAAUGCAGUGGCGGGGCGGGUUGUUAGGAGCUCCCACAAACUCGGGUUUAAGGAGGGGGCUGACGGACUCCUCUCUCUCUGCAGCAAUUUCCUUUGAAAACCUGCAACAGUGAGCCUGUCGUCUUGUCAACAAAUGCCCAUCACGUGUGCAUGCCACUGACCGCUGCAGCAUAUGCAAACCAAUCUUUGUAUGGAGGGAGAAUAAAUCUCCUAAUACUGGUUUUUAUUUUUCUACUGACAUUUCUGAUUCUAGCAUUGAUAUUUUAGCUAAUAAAAUCCCGGCUAAGUCUUGUGAA
Molecule: messenger RNA, 3766 nt
Organism: Python bivittatus (Burmese python)
Lineage: Eukaryota; Metazoa; Chordata; Lepidosauria; Squamata; Pythonidae
Gene: TMEM170A
Product: transmembrane protein 170A
Biological process (GO): endoplasmic reticulum tubular network organization
Cellular component (GO): endoplasmic reticulum membrane
Source: RefSeq, a predicted model, not a curated record